AAAAAAGAUAUGGUGUUUGUUACUGUCCAAGACUUUCACUCCAUGUGCCAAAAGCAUUUUCACUACCUCUUGAAAAAGAGAGACCGCCCGAGCUCCUCUAUCGGCUCUGCGGAUACUUUCCUCAAGGCUUCUCGCUCUGAAGUCUUGAGUCUCUUUAUGAGAUCAACGCUUUUGGCUUUGUUGUUUCUGUCAUUUACUUGGUUAAGUCUCCUCAAAUAUGGAACUUCUGCAACCGCUCCAUCUAAGUCGGUUGAAUCUGACCUUCCUGAAUUACUUCCUUUGCUUCUCAACGAUUUGGAGAAGGAAGGUCUCUUUAAGAUGGGAGAUAAAGCACUCUUCCUAAGUGGAGGAGAUGAUGAGGUCACUGUUUCUUCAUACUCUCAAACAGUGAUCGAAACUGAUAUGGUUCUUGUAUCUGCAAGCAAUCAGGAGAUGCAGAGCAUGGUCCCAGAUGAGACCUUUGAUUUCGCCUUUGCGCAUUCUCGUCACAUUGACUCUGCUGAAUUUAUAGACAGGACUCUCAAAGUUGGCGGCAUCUUCACCGUCCAACUCAACCUUCAAGAUCUUCCUCCAAAUUUCUUGAAACAUCCAAACUACGAAAUAGUCUACGUAAAGAGCUCUGAGUACACGGUAAUGACGAUGAGGAAAACAGGGGAAACAGAGCAAAAACAGAGCUUAGUCGCCCCCGGGAGAAAGCUUCUCGGUAUCACAGAAGAAGAGGCCAGGGAAAAAGCUUUGAGAAAGCUAGAGGAUGUUCUCCUUGAACCACCAAGAGCAGCUUCAAGGAAAUCAAGAACAUACUUCAAACGGACACGAUACCUCCCGGACCUUAUGGGAGACAAUUUGGACCUCGAGGGCUACUCAAGGCGGGUAUUUAUCGAUGUGGGAAACGGAAAAGGAAGCAGCGGAAUGGAAUGGUUUGUUGAAAAUUACCCAACAAGGAAACAGAAGUUUGAGAUGUACAAGAUUGAGACGGUGAACGAUGAGAUGAGCCUAGAAUCUGAGAAAAUGGGCAUGACGGAGUGGCUGAAAGAGAAUGUCAAGGAGGAGGAAUACGUGGUGAUGAAGGCGGAGGCGGAAGUGGUGGAGGAGAUGAUGAGGAGCAAGUCGAUAAAAAUGGUGGAUGAGCUUUUCUUGGAGUGCAAGCCAAAGGGUUUAGGGCUAAGAGGAAGGAAGAUGCAGAGUAAGAGUGGUAGGGCUUAUUGGGAGUGUUUGGCUCUUUAUGGCAAACUUAGAGAUGAAGGUGUUGCUGUGCAUCAAUGGUGGGGUUGAAGUUAAAGAACAUGGAGACAGAACUGAGAAGAAUAUUCAUCAA
Molecule: messenger RNA, 1315 nt
Organism: Arabidopsis arenosa
Lineage: Eukaryota; Viridiplantae; Streptophyta; Magnoliopsida; Brassicales; Brassicaceae
Source: the annotation of a GenBank genome assembly